GGUUUAAUGUUAUGCUGACGAUGUAAAAUAUUUUUUUUUGUAAUUACUACUAUUUUUUUUUUACUUUUUAAUUUUAAAAACAUAAUAUAAUUUAACAAUAUUUUGUUUUUUUUUUAAAAGAUAUCGAAUAUAAAAUAAAACAAUCUUAUUGGUUGGUGAACCUCUAGGGAGUGAACCUAAGAAUAAGUCGAAUUUUAAUACUCCAUGUAUUUAAAAAGGAUGUGUAUUUUGGAGUUUUAAACAUAUUAAAUGUUGAUAUAAAUGCAUGAUUUUAGUGAUUUAUUAUUUCCUACAAAUUUUACCAAUCAAAAUUCAAUAAACACAAUUAAUUUACUCUAAAUUUAUAAUUUACCAUUAUUACAUAAUAAAAUGAAAUGAAAAUGAAAUGAAAAUGUAAAAAAUAUAUCUUUUGAAGCAAUUUUUAAAACAUGGAUCAUUUUAAAACAGAGGGAAUAGUUAAUAUUGACUCAUUAACAUUAAAGUUCCGUGUUUAUCAGAUAGUUUAUCAAGCCCGGCUGUAUGCAUAUGCAUGGGGUGCAUUGCGAGUUUUUUUUUUUAAAAAAAUUCUAGCCUAGAUUGGAGUUUAAUUUUUAAAAAUUUAUAUUUUGUUUGAAUAAAUAAGUCCCAUUUUUCUUUAGCUUAGGGCCUAUUUUACUUUUGAGACAGGUUUUAUCCAGAUACAGUAUGCAAAUGUUCUAUAUAAAUAACAUGUUUAUAUAUUAUUACGUUUAGAGACUAUGCUCAGAUAUCCAAACGAACAACAUCUUAAACGUUCAGAACUGUUGGGAUAGGAAGGUAACUCAUAAUUUACAAAUAUUCAUAUUUUAAAACCAGGAAAACAAAAUAAAAGGCAAAACGAGACAUAUUUGGUGGCAUAUACUCCAUGUCCCUAUAUAGGCAUGGACAUUUUACCCGAACUGAUUCAUAAAAAUUAGUCCAGAUCAGGUGUAUGGAUAAUGUCAUUUUAUUUCAUGGGGUCUUAUUAUGGAAGAUUUGGAGGUUUUAGAUCCAAACCGAACCGAACCCUAGAUCUGAUCGGUUAACAAUGGACUCGAAUUUUAAUAAUCCUAGCCUAAUAUUUAUUGUAAAAAGUGAAUUUUUCAGGUGUAAAUUCAUGUAUAUGAUAAAAUGGACCGGGCUAUAUUCGAAAUUUAUAAAACUUACCCGAAAAUUACAAAGAAAUUGACCCAGAAAGUAUCCACAAGACCCAAAAACUGAACCGAGACUAUUUGUAUCCGAAUAUAGAGGUUUUUUACAUGUAUAAACUUGUUUACCUUAAACGAUCCAAACUCAACUUGAAACUGAACCAAAACUUUCCAAAUACCUAGUUGAAUUUGAAUGUUAAGGACCCGGACCCAACUCGAAUGCCCAUGCAUAUCCCUAUAGGCUUUGGUCUUUUAAAUUUACAACUUUCUUUUGAAACACAAGUGGAUAUGUCAGGUAUAUGUACUAAGUAUUAUUUUACAACUACGAUAAGAAACUAGAUUUAGUUUAUACUUCUGUAUAAAAUGAAUGAUGAAGACUAAGACAGUUAGACAAACACUACUCAAAUUGUUGUCUCGUUACGAAGUGCAAAUCAGUCAUUACGUUAAUCGCAAGGCACUGAAGUCUGAAGAUGUGAUUCGUAUAAAUCACAAACACAUGUGUGGCCAUCGUUAAGCGUUUGCUUUAAUCGCACCUACAAGCUUAAGACUAAACUAUUUUCUUUAAGUAUUAUUUUACAACUACGAUAAGAAACUAGAUUUAGUUUAUACUUCUGUAUAAAAUGAAUGAUGAAGACUAAGACAGUUAGGCAAACACUACUCAAAUUGUUGUCUCGUUACGAAGUGCAAAUCAGUCAUUACGUUAAUCGCAAGGCACUGAAGUCUGAAGAUGUGAUUCGUAUAAAUCACAAACACAUGUGUGGCCAUCGUUAAGCGUUUGCUUUAAUCGCACCUACAAGCUUAAGACUAAACUAUUUUCUUUACGUGUGGUGCUUGACCUGUAAACAGCUUAGUUCUUGACUUUUUGAUGGUUCGAGUUACAUUUCUUCAGCGCCCGGUCAUGGUUCAGCAUUGCGCCUACGCUGUCAACCACGAGAACGAUCUGUAAAAUCGUAAAACCCCAACAUCCUUUAAUCAAGAACUGAUAAUAUCAUCCCAAUGGAUCAUAUCAAAUAGUGAUCUCCAUGAAUGUAAACUCCCAGUCACUAUUAUAGUACUGAAUCUCUAAAUUCAUUCAGGCCAAUAUUUUACCUGAAAGCAUGCAUAGCCAAUCGCGUUUCCGAAGUGGAAAUUGGCAUUACCGGUCCCCUGAAAUGAAGAAUAAAAAUAGUAAGGUUUUGAAUUCAAAAGCUGUUUGUUCUCAACUUGAUAGCACACAACGAUUUUUAAUAGAUUUCAUUAAAGAGCAAAAAAUAUAAAUUUAAUGGGUUACUUACUCUAGAUUUUGGGAGGAGAAAGGGGUUUAGGGUUUAGAAUUAGAGUAUAUAAUUUUAAAUUUUAAUUUUAAAAAUAUUUAUUUUUACAAAAUGUAUUAUUUAUUAAGAAUAGUUUAGUCUUUUAUUCUUUAGUGAAACAUAUUAUCAUUAAUCAAAUUCUUCCUUAUGUGAUAUUAAUUUUAUUGACAAAAAUUGUUUAAAAGUAUUUUUGUAGAUUUGCCUGAAGAUAAAUUAUACCCUCUCUUUCUAAGUUUGAAUAAGGAUAACUCUUACUGGUUCAUCAAUGGCGAGUAGUUCUUCUUUCUUGUUGAAGUAAUUCAACACCGAUUAAAUACACACACUCAUGAUGAUCAUGUACUUUGUUACUUUUUUUUUUAACGCUGCAUAAUUAUGCUAUUACAACUAUGAGAAAUAUUACAGACGAUUCUAUAGCCGACAAUUCUGCAUGUCGUACGAGGAUUUACGCUUGACUGCAUCACCUGAGCCGCCCUAUAAAAUCCAUACUUGACGGUACUCCUUGCGCCAUGCUGCAGAUCUGUUGUAAGUUUUUUGUCGUUUGAUUCACAUAAUUCCGCCUUCUCUAAUAAUUGAAACUCAGACUUCUUGAUGUAAAAGCAUUAAUGAACCAUUGGUCAAACCACUGAACCAGAAGAUUUCCACUACUUUAUUACUUUUUAAAUUCAUUUUUAGUUUUCUAUGUACUUUGUUUAAGACAACAAAAUUGAAAACUGAAAAUUGCAUAUUAUAGGAUCAAGAGUUUUUACAAGAUCGGCUAUGAGCGUAGGUCUAUAUUUUCCAGAUUUUUAAAAAAUUAAUGUACAGAUUUUUUUUUUGUAAAUUGUAAGAAGUUGUUGAGAUUUACACUAAAAUGUUUAGAAAUCCUUCUCAGGGUCAGUUCUUUAUUUUAUAAAUGUUUACGGUAAAAGAAAGAAUAAUUUUUUUUUUUUGAUAAAUAUAUCUAUUUUCUUAAGACGUAAGUGAAGACAUAUAUUUGAUGACAUGCCUUUUUUUUCUUUUGAGCAACCUUUGAUGACAUGUCUAAUUUUUUUUAUGUCUAUCAAAUGAUUUUUUUAUGGGAACGUGUUUUUUUAUCCUAUCAAAUUAAAUUAAUAAUGCCUUGUCGACAAAAAGAGUAAACUAUGAAUAGUAAUGCUUUUUUUUUGUUGUGUAUGUAAAAGUCGUUUUGUUUUUGGCUUUCCCAAUGAGACCACUUCAUUGAUAUGUCCGUACACACCCAACACUUUCCAACCUCCCCCCAACGGUCAUAUUUCUCCGACAAUUGACAAAACGGUCACUAAACCUUCAACGAAAUCUACACCGUUCGAUUAUGUGGAUCCAACGGCGCAUAAACAUCCAGAGUGCCUCGUACAACACUCACUCUUCCCAACACUGAAAAAAAACAAUCUACUUUGAAAAGGAAAAGUGACAACUUCAAUUUUCGAAGACCCAAGGAAGAAAACAAACUAAAAAAGUCGGUGAAGAAUGGUAUUUGUAGAACAACCCUGUAUAGUAGUACAUUCUGUAGAGUGUUAGAGAGAGAUAAACAAAAGUGAGUGAGUGAGAGAGAGAGAGAAACAGAGGGAGAAACAAAGGAACGAUCUUUGAGAUAUAACUUCGAGCAGUUGCAGUGGUCUCUGAGUGAAUUUCUGAUCUGGGGAUUUUGGCAAACCGGAAUGGAGAACCGGGUUUACAACAACUUUCGAGUCUGCUCAUCAACCGAGGAGAUCUUCUUCUUCCUCAAGAGCAUCCUCUGUUCAUGAUGAUGUGAAUUCGUUGGUCGUUAUUAUCAUCAGUACAAUUUUAGAUUUUGUUUGUGAAAGGAAUCCGAUGAUUGUUUUUAAUGGUAGAUUGAUUUGAUAAAAAGUUUAUUAGAUUAGUUACAUUCUUUCAUUCUUUUAAUUGAAUAUACAUUUAGGGUGGGGAUUCAUUUCAUUUUUUUUUCUAUUUCUUUCACCCAACACAGCAUAUUAAGUCACAAAAAAAAACAUUCUUUCAUUUGAUUUCACAAAAAUUCAUUAUUCAUCUUCAUUUAGGACUAUUGAUUAUAUUUCAUUUCCCAUCGGAUUCCAUUUUUUUCAUCAAUUGUUGUUUGUGCAAACACACACACACUUAGAUAUUUGGGUGGGUUAGAAUUUUGUAGAGGAUGUUGGCAGGUUGUUCAAGUUCAUCAUUGUUGUCACCGACCCGAAGACUAAGGAGUGAAGCAGUAGCAGCAACAGUUUCAGUACAUUUUCCCAUGAACACACAGAGACUGGACUUACCCUGCAGCAGUAGCUUCUCCCGCAAGGAACCGAUUGAGCGCAAGAGCGGUGGAUGUUCCCUUAAGCAAAGCAUAAAGCUUCCACCUUUGGCAACAACAAGAGGAAACACAGAAGGGUUUUCAUGGAACAACGACAACAACAUAGUGAAGAAGAAGAAGAGUUUGAAGAGAUUUGCGGAGGAGAACAAGGUGGACAAGUCUUGUCUGAGCAGAGUGAAGAGGCAAAGAGGCGGAGAUGAUGAUCACAACAGGGGUUUCUGGUUUGAGCAUCUCACCGCGCAGAACUCAUCUCAAGCAUUACCCUUUUCCUUGACAUGUUCAAGUGAUGACUAUGAAGAAAAGGUUUGGUUUGCACCCAGCGAAGUGAUCUCUCAGCCUUUACAGAGUAAUAAUCCAAACUGGGCUAACUCGGUGAUAACCACCGAGUUAGCUGGUUUAGGCGAUAAGGACAUUGAGAGUAGUAGCCGUCCUGCAGCAGUUAAAGAAGCUUCAGGAUCAUCAACAAGCGCAUCAUCAGACAGUCGACACAGAGUACCAGAACCCACAAAUGGUUCACGGAAUCAAUAUUCACACAGAGGAGGCAACACGGAGGAAAGGACCAUCAACAACAAUCACAUGAACGACUCGCAGCGAGAUUUCGAGCUUGUGAAUCUGCUCACUGGAUGCUUAGAAGCAAUCAGAACAAGAAACAUAGCAGCCAUAAACCAUCUCAUUGCAAGAACAGGUGAACUUGCUUCUCCUAGAGGAACAACACCAAUGACUCGUCUCAUAUCUUACUACAUCGAAGCUCUCGCUCUAAGAGUCUCACGUAUGUGGCCUCACAUCUUCCACAUCGCACCGCCUCGCGAGUUCGAGAGAACCCUCGAGGACGACGACGCAUGGAGGUUCUUGAACCAAGCGACACCGAUACCAAAGUUCAUUCACUACACAGCGAACGAGAUGUUACUCAGAGCGUUUGAAGGGAAAGAGAGAGUUCACAUCAUCGACUUCGACAUCAAGCAAGGCUUACAAUGGCCGAGCUUCUUCCAAAGCCUAGCUUCAAGGUCAAACCCGCCGCGCCACGUGCGCAUCACGGGCGUCGGAGAAUCAAAACACGAGCUCAACGAGACGGGAGACCGCCUCCGCGGGUUCGCGGAGGCGAUGAAUCUCCCGUUCGAGUUCCAUCCCGUCGUUGAUAGACUCGAGGACGUUAGGCUGUGGAUGCUUCACGUCAAGGAAGGUGAAGCCGUCGCUGUCAACUGCGUCAUGCAGAUUCACAAGACGCUUUACGACGGAGCCGCGUUUAGAAACUUCGUGGGUUUGGUCAGAAGCACGAACCCAGUCGCUGUCGUUAUAGCGGAACAGGAAGCGGAACACGACUCGGCGCAGCUGGAGACGCGUGUGUGUAACUCGCUUAAGUACUACUCGGCGGUUUUUGACGUGAUGCACACGCAUCUCGGUGCGGAUAGCUUGAUGAGAGUGAAGAUCGAGGAGGUUUUGUUCGGGAGAGAGAUCAGGAACAUUGUAGCGUGGGAAGGAAGUCAUCGGCAAGAAAGGCAUGUGGGGUUUGGGCAGUGGAGGAGGAUGAUGGAGCAGUUAGGGUUCAGGAGUCUUGGAGUCUCGGAGAGAGAGGUUUUGCAGAGCAAGAUGCUGCUUAGGAUGUAUGGAGACGGUGAUGAGGGAUUCUUCAAUGUGGAGAGGAGCGCUGAAGAGGGUGACGGCGGAGGAGUCACGUUACGGUGGUUGGAACAGCCGCUUUACACAAUCUCGGCUUGGGGAAUUGGGGGAAGUUCUUCGUUUUGAGAUAAAAUGGUUUUUUUAUUUAUUAAGAUAGUAAGGAACAAAAAAAAAUUGAUUUUAUUCUUUCAUUCUUUUUGCUUGGGUAGGAAUUUUUUUUUCUUUAUGUGAAAACUUGAAGUGUUAGAAGAAAUAUUUUGUACUAGUUUGAAUUUUUAAUAUCUUUUUUUUUAUCAAUAACAAAGGUGGAGUUAUUUUAUAAGCCUA
Molecule: messenger RNA, 6662 nt
Organism: Brassica rapa (field mustard)
Lineage: Eukaryota; Viridiplantae; Streptophyta; Magnoliopsida; Brassicales; Brassicaceae
Product: scarecrow-like protein 28
Source: RefSeq, a predicted model, not a curated record